UUGCAGUAUUUUGAUAUUCGGAAUAAGAAGGGUACCGAUCUCUAUCUGGGAGUGGACGCAUUGGGCCUGAACAUCUACGAAAAAUCGGACAAACUGUCGCCGAAGGUCGGAUUUCCAUGGUCUGAAAUACGCAAUAUAUCGUUCAACGACAAGAAGUUUGUGAUCAAGCCGAUCGAUAAGAAAGCGAAUGACUUUGUCUUCUAUGCCCCAAGACUUCGCAUCAACAAACGCAUCCUAGCUCUGUGUAUGGGUAAUCACGAGCUGUACAUGCGCCGUCGCAAGCCAGACACUAUCGAGAUAGCUCGUUAUCGCUAUGGCGACAAAUAUUUACGACCCGUUGUGACAUAUGUUGAAGCUGUCGCAAUAGCGCUAAUCAGUCGAAGAGCGUUCGAAAGCGUAAGCAAGUGUCCUGCUGGCACAAGAUUAUUGUAA
Cylicostephanus goldi is the source of this 432-nucleotide messenger RNA. The record is from the annotation of a GenBank genome assembly. NCBI's taxonomy places the organism in Eukaryota, Metazoa, Nematoda, Chromadorea, Rhabditida, Strongylidae.